This is a messenger RNA of Rotaria sordida, 885 nucleotides long. The record is from the annotation of a GenBank genome assembly. NCBI's taxonomy places the organism in Eukaryota, Metazoa, Rotifera, Eurotatoria, Philodinida, Philodinidae.
UUAGUUCCUUACAAAACUAACACUAACCAACGCUAUGAAAGUUUGAUUUAUCUUUCGUUUUCGUCUGAAGAAGUUUUAGAUUUGUUAACAUCACCUUGAAAAGCCAGUGUCAUACUAGUUAACGUUUAUGAAAAGCAACACUAGAAUAAAUUAAGUUACUUAUUAACUUGAUACUUCAUAGUUAAGCUUUUUAUUAACUAAGUUACUAAUGUACCAUUAUCUAAUUUGAUUCCUAACUACUAAUUCAAAUUCUCGUAAAUCUAAAUGUCUACGUUCUUUCAUCAACUCUUAGAGAAAGUUAGUCGAUAAAAUAUGCAUCUUAUCUUGUUUGAUCUAAUUAGUAAUUGCUGUUUUUUCUUUGUUGAGAUCAUCACCGUAACCAAUAUAAUAGGUACUAGACCGUUGACCAUAGAUGCCGCUGGUGGAUUUCCACAUUAUGAAUUUCCAAGAUGGAGUACCAUCUUGGGCUGGUUUAUCUUUGUUUGUUGUAUUCUUCCGAUUCCAAUCGUCUUCGUGAUCAGUUACAUUCGCGAAUAUCGAAAGAUUGCCGCUCAACGAGCAGCAAAAGGCAACUUUGGUGACGAUAAUGAUAGCCCGGUGGCAAACAAUUUUGAGGAGAAGCCUCUUUACCUAGCAGCAUUGACAGCAAAUAAUUCGCCUGCAGAUUAUUGGGGACCUCGGAGAAGAAAGCAUCAGACCGGUGCGUAUGCUCAUUUGGCUGCUAAGUCAACUGUCCAUGAUAUCUCUGCUCAACAACAGUUUCCUAAACGAUCCAUAACAGCGAUGAACAACACCGAUAUUGGCGCGGGUACCACAAAUCCAACUUUCGAUCCAGACUUAACAAAGAAUGAUGAUGGCGAAAGCGUUUUAGAUGAAAAGUUUUGA